UUAUAUUUCUGUGCUAUGCAAACCGAUGUUUAUAAAGUGCUUUGUUCCAUCAGACAGAGAGAAUGUAUUGAUGUUACAUAUAUUUCGAUAUACAAUCUACUUUCAUCUGCUGGGUGAAAACAGAAACGGAUUUUAAUUUUCUGCAGAAAAAAAAAAAAAAAAAAAAAAACUAUAUUGAUUUUCCUUUAUAUUUUAUUCUCCUCAAGGAAAGUCUCCAAAACUAUUGAAAGGAAGAACAGCCCUUCUGUUGCUUGUUUGUGGAAGAGUGAGCAGGUAGGUGAAUGCAGCUAUGGUGUUAAUUCUAGGCAGGAGAUUAAACAGGGACAACCAUGGGGUACACGAUUCCCCAGCCACCAAGCGAAAGGUCUUCGAGGGGGACUCCAAGACGCCGGGGAACCAUGACAUCUUCGAUUUCUGCUCGGGGUCGACUCACGGCGAUGGCAUCCUGCAGGUGCUCAACGAGUUCAGGGAUAGCCGUCUCUUCACCGACGUGAUCAUCUGCGUGGAGGGCCGCGAGUUCCCCUGCCACCGCGCCAUCCUUUCGGCCUGCAGCAGUUACUUCCGGGCCAUGUUCUGCAACGACCACCGUGAGAGCCGCGAGAUGCUGGUGGAGAUCAACGGCAUCCUGGCUGAAGCCAUGGACAGCUUCCUGCAGUACGUCUACUCAGGCAAGGCCAAGAUCACCACAGAGAACGUCCAGUUCCUCUUCGAGACCUCCAGCCUCUUCCAGAUCGGGGUCCUGCGCGACGCUUGCGCCAAGUUCCUGGAGGACCAGCUGGAUCCCUGCAACUGUCUGGGCAUCCAGCGCUUUGCAGACACCCACUCGCUCAAGCACCUGGCCAGCCGCUGCAGGACCUACGCCCAGCAGAACUUCACAGACGUGGCCCAGCAUGAGGAGUUCCUGGACCUGCACCGAGACGAGCUGGUGGAGAUCAUCUCCAGUGAUGAGCUGGUCGUCAGCAAGGAGGAGACGGUCUUUGAGGCCGUCAUGCGCUGGGUCUACCACGACGUGGACUACAGGAGGCCCAUACUCAAGGAUCUGCUCCAUCACGUUAGAAUGCCCCUGCUGCACCCCAACUACUUCGUCCAGACGGUGGAGGGAGACCAGAUCAUCCAGAACUCCCCCGAGUGCUACCAGCUGCUGCACGAGGCCCGGAGGUACCAUGUGCUGGGCAACGAGAUGAUGUCCCCCAGGACCAGACCUCGCAGAUCCACAGGCUUUUCGGAGGUGAUCGUGGUGGUCGGGGGCUGUGAGCGAGUGGGGGGGUUUAACCUCCCCUACACCGAAUGCUACGAUCCAGUGACGGGAGAGUGGAAGUCUCUGGCCAAACUUCCGGAAUUCACCAAAUCUGAAUAUGCAGUCUGCGCUUUGAGGAAUGACAUCCUCGUCUCGGGUGGACGGAUUAACGGACGGGAUGUUUGGAUGUAUAACUCGCAGCUUAACAUGUGGAUCAGGGUUGCCUCCUUAAACAAAGGCAGAUGGCGUCACAAGAUGGCUGUCCUCCUGGGAAAGGUGUAUGCAGUCGGGGGCUACGAUGGGCAGAAUCGUCUGAGCAGUGUGGAGUGCUACGAUUCCUUCUCGAACCGCUGGACCGAGGUGGCACCCAUGAAAGAGGCAGUCAGCUCCCCGGCUGUGGCCAGCUGCGCCAGCAAGCUCUUUGUGAUUGGAGGAGGGCCAGAUGACAACACCUGCUCUGACAAGGUCCAGUGUUACGACCCGGAGUCGAACACGUGGCUGCUGCGUGCAAACAUCCCCAUCGCAAAGAGAUGCAUCACCGCCGUGUCUCUGAACAACCUGAUCUAUGUGUCCGGAGGCCUCACCAAGUCCAUCUACUGUUACGAUCCCAUUGAGGACUACUGGAUGCACGUCAUGCACACAUUCAACAAACAGGAGAGCUGUGGAAUGUCGAUAUGUAACGGCAAAAUCUUCAUCCUGGGAGGAAGGGGGGAAAGUGGAGAAGCCACAGACUCUAUUCUGUGCUAUGACCCGGCUACAGGAAUCAUCACAGGGGUGGCAGCCAUGCCCCGGCCCAUCUCCUACCACGGCUGUGUGACCAUCCACAGAUACAAUGAGACGUACUACAAGCCCUGAGGCACUUAAUCCAGGAUGGACACUUCAAAUCCACAACUUGAGGAGACUAUCUUCAGUCCUGUGGAAAUAUCUUAGAAUAGAGAUAAGAUGAGCUCUGUUUCUUUGGAGUGGUGUAUUUUUAUUUUUAUUUUUUAGUGGUUUGGAUUUAAUUUUGGUAGAAGUGAGUGCAAGUUAGUAACUUUCUGUAUAACAUUGCCGUACUCAGUUUUUAUUUUUAAUUCUAUAAGACUAUGGUAAUAAUUUGAAAUUAAGAUUAUUGGCUGAACAGCUGUUCUCAAUAACUUGUGUAAUAAACAGCUGUGACCCUAUCCCCCUUUAGAAACUAGCAGAGAACUGGUAAACGCAGCAACUACAAAACAGCCUUUCGAUUGGAUGCAAGAAACUGUGAUUCAUUCAUUUGUAGCUUAGACAAAGCAGUGCACACCACUGACAAUGAAAAAAAAAUUACAUCAAUAAGGGGUAUAGGCUA
Molecule: messenger RNA, 2561 nt
Organism: Polyodon spathula (Mississippi paddlefish)
Lineage: Eukaryota; Metazoa; Chordata; Actinopteri; Acipenseriformes; Polyodontidae
Product: kelch-like protein 24
Exons: 7
Coding region: 290-2092 (600 amino acids)
Molecular function (GO): protein binding
Source: RefSeq, a predicted model, not a curated record